CGAUUACCUCAGGGCAUACAGCAGCGGACCUAACUGUCAUCUGCGAUCGAUUGAGGAAGUACAUUAUCGGACAAAAGAUAUUAUUGUGUUAUUAACAGAUAUUUGAUCAUUGAAUAAGAUACACCGUUCCUCACAGAAAGAAAAGAAUGUCAACAACGACUGCAAAUAUUCAAAUGUCAACCCCAUUUAUACCACAAGUAGUUGGAUUUCAACAAGCUCCACCAGUCGGACGCCAGCAACAAGCAUUUCCAGUGAGGACAUUUAAGGUGUUUGGUGGUGUGCAGAUUGGUCUUGGUGUUCUUCUGGGAAUUCUCAGUAUAAUUGGAGUGAUUCUGGAUAUAAUUGCAUGGAACAAAUACGACGACUGUCGCACCAAUUAUUAUUAUUACGAUGGCUAUAAUGAUCAUUAUUUGAAGUGCAGAUAUUAUGAUGAUGAUCACGUACUUUUUGCAUUUGACAUAACUUGUCUAAUAUGCUCUGGAUGGUAUAUUGUAACUGGUUUUUUGCCUAUGUGUAUGUCAAAGAAGAGGGAGGCGAGCUGGAAAUGUCUGAAAACUGGAUUUAUGGUGUGUAGCAUAGUUGGAGCGUCAGUUUUUGUUCCUACAAUGUUCAGUCUCGGUGUUGUCGGAUCAGUUAUAAGAGGAAAUAACCAUUCAAAAGCUGUGGUUCUGUCAGCUUUCAUGGCUGUGUUGACCUUUGCAGAAGUAGUAGUGGCAAUCAUUGCCGCUUCAUUCUGUUGUUGCUGCUCCGCAUUGAGGACUUCAAACCACCAGGAAGUUGUUAUAAUGCAAAGUACACAACCUGGAAUGUUUCUUAACCCACCACAGACUCAGAUUCCUAUCGCAAACAGCCACCAGGUCAUGAUAGCUACUGGACAACAAGCUAACGCAAUCGUUCAAUAUCCUGCAGCGCAACACUAUCAUGUUAUGCCUACUAAUCAACCGUCAGCUCAACAGAGUCCGGCAGUUGGUGGUACACAACUAGAAGUGAACCAUGGACAAGUUUUUGAUACUAAUCCACCUGCUUACAAAGAAUAACAAUCUCUUACAUGCGAUUGUGUUCGUUGUAAAAAUCAAAAGACUUUUAAUCUUAAUUUAUACAUUACUAACACUUGUGAUACAACAGAACAUAAUUAUAUAAGAAUACGUGCUUAGAAAUACGAGAAAUAUUGUUUUUUACCCUAAUAAUUUUUUUCUAAUGUGAAAACAUAAGGUUUUACUUUUAAAGACGAUUAGAAACUGAUAAAAAGUGUUCAUUUUUCGAUAAAAAUGUUAAAAUAUGGGAGACAAUAAUUGCCUUCGAGUUUGGAAAUGAAUCUCUGAAAAAAAAUAUGAAUAUCAUAUUAUACAAUUUCUCUUUUUAUAUUUCUGUAAUAUUUCACUGAAAAGAUUAUCAGAAUUAGUAAUGUUUAAUCUCUUUCAACUUAAUUAUACUUGAAUAUGAUUGCCAAAAUACAAACAGGUCUAUAUUAAUCACCUCCCACUGUCUACAUACCUAAUUUGAAGAGAUACAACAACUGAAACCGUUUUCAGUUGAUUUGAAAAUGAUAUGACUGUAACCCGGAUUUGUUUUUGUCUCCAUCGAUUAAUGACUUUCUAACAGUGGUAUACUUAUAUUGCCUUUAUUUAACGAAUACAUCAAUAAACAAUGUAAUAGGUCCUAGCAACACAUAUUUUAAGAAUCUAAAGAAUAAUAAUCAAUAUAGCAUUUGUAACAUUUGGAGCAGGAUCACCCCUAGUAUUUAAUGGGGUUUUUGUUGCUUAAUCUUCAGUUUGCAAUUUGUGUCAUGUGUUCUAUUGUUUGUCUGUUUGUCCUCUUUCAUUUUUAGCCAGGCGUUGUUAGUUUAUUUUUGAUUUAUGAGUUUGACUGUCCCUCUUGUAUCUUUCGUUUUUCUCUUCUAGCAUAUUUUGACACCAAAAUUGACAUUUUUGCUGAUUAACAUUGCUGUAUAAAUUGAUAAGAGAAAUAAUACUACGUUUUACAGCUUAAAGAUUUAUAAAAAAGAUUGAAUGCUUCAAUGGUGAUAGAAAUACAGAAUCAAACCCCUAAAUAUUUCUAAGUAGUUGAAUUGAUUACUGAUUAUUGAAUCAAAAUGAUAUAAAAUAACAUUAUGUGUAAUGAAAGAUUUCAUAAUAGUAUGCAUGUAUAAAAAAGAUUGAAUGCUUCAAUGGUGAUAGCAAUACAGAAUCAAACCCCUAAAUAUUUCUUAGUAGUUGAAUUGAUUACUGAUUAUUGUAUCAAAAUGAUAUAAAAUAACAUUAUGUGUAAUGAAAGAUUUCAUAAUAUUAUGCAUGUAUAUAGUAAUAUUUUUGUACUGCAUUAAUUUUGAGUUUGCUAAAAUAUUGUUUUUCAGUUCCUUUUAUUCCUUUGAUAUUUGUUUUGG
Mytilus trossulus (common blue mussel) is the source of this 2383-nucleotide messenger RNA. RefSeq lists its product as uncharacterized. NCBI's taxonomy places the organism in Eukaryota, Metazoa, Mollusca, Bivalvia, Mytilida, Mytilidae. The record is from RefSeq and is a predicted model, not a curated record. The transcript is spliced from 6 exons. Bases 147 to 1037 code for a protein of 296 amino acids.